UAGGAAACGAGAAGAUUUCACCGUAAACUAUGUGGAUACAGGGUUUCGUGGUUAUCUUUGAUUCUCUAUUAUUUGUCACAGGUGUAAACAUCUCCCCCUGUGGUGAUAAUGGCAUAAAAGAAGUGCUGGCUGGCCAAGACACUGUCUUCACCUGUACGGCUGAGGGACGAAUAGAGUGGAGAUUGGGAUUUCAGGAUGCACCGAGUUCUGAGUUGUUAGCAACAUGCGAAUAUACAUGUGAUGAAAUGAAUAAUUUUAAAAACCUUUUUUUUGCCAACAUAAGAAAAUCUCACGAAUCAAGCUCAAUGACCAUCAGAGCUGUCAAUCGUUCAGACAUCGUUCAUUUCUUGAACAGCAGUCUUCAAUGUGUUCAUAAGGCUGAGAUAAAUCACGUGGCAGUUUGUGAACUCAGCUAUGUGUUUCUACCAGAGGGCGUAGCAUGCACAGCAGUCAAUACAUCAUGGUCUGUGACUGUUUCCUGCACCAUCGGCAGUGUUUACUCCUCACGUGGCCUUUACACGUGUCACCUUUAUCGGAGAAAACGCGGAUCAAGGAAUGAAACGUUAAACCACGUCACUAUGGUGACGUCACCGACCAGAGAGAGGAUAACCAAGAACGAAGUGAAGGUGUCAGGUUCCUGUCAUUUCAAGACAACUCUGGCAGCACAGGAAGGGCAAUAUGAAUUCUACGUAGUCGUUUUACCUGGAGAACGGACUUACAGUGUAAUCUUUACCGGUGAUUACGAGUGGAUUACAGUUGAACGUCCUAACUCGCCAACCAUCUCCUGUCGUCCACACCCCUAUGUGUUAGAAAAUACAAGCGUCAUGUGUACCUGUACUGCCACUAGUCUGGGUCAGCCUGCGGGAUCUCUAAGAAUGAUCACAAAUAACCAGACAAGCCAGGGGCAAAGAGGCAGGCAAGAACGACAAACUUCAGCAUCACAACAACAACAACAACAACAACAACAUAGUCAGUACUUGACUUUGUUAGAUCAUGGUACAACCUGGUUCGAGUGUCAGGUGCUUUGGGGACUAAAUGAGAUUCGUGGAGAAAAAUACAUUGCUAAUGUGGGGUACGCGUCCAAAAUAAACAGAUUUUUACUCAACGGCAAAGAAAAAAAUGCGUCAUCGAUGGAGGGAGAUCAGGUGAACUUCUUGUGUGAGUCCGAUGGCCGGCCUACACCAAAGAUGUCCAUCUACAACCACUUCAACGACACAGUCACGUGGACAGAGUCGUCUUCUGUCAAUUAUACAUUUAUCGCUAGUUGUGAAAGCACGGCCAGUUACACGUGCACAGCGUGGAAUGAGAUUAAUCUUCAGUCAGUCAUGACCAACUCGCGCAGUCUCGACCUCAGUGUCUUUUGUAAGUAAACAUUUCGCUUCAGGUCCUCUUGAAAUGAGGGUAUUUUGUCAAAUAUUCAGAGCAUAG
This is a messenger RNA of Pomacea canaliculata, 1428 nucleotides long. RefSeq lists its product as uncharacterized. The record is from RefSeq and is a predicted model, not a curated record. Lineage: Eukaryota; Metazoa; Mollusca; Gastropoda; Architaenioglossa; Ampullariidae. The transcript is spliced from 6 exons. The coding region runs from base 30 to 1370 and encodes 446 amino acids.